AUAUUAUUAUUUCAAAAUGAAAUUUAUACAUGCUUUAGAUUUUGAAAAGUGGUUACAAGUAGUCGAAAAUUGAAUGAACAGGUAGUUGUGGUGACCGGCGGUAACACUGGUAUUGGAAAGGAGACGGCAUUUCAAUUAUCAUUAAGAGAAGCAAAGGUAUACAUCGGAUGUCGAGACGUAAAGAAAGGAGAGAUGCUGUCAAUGAUAUUCAAUCAAUGAAUCCAAAGGCAGACAUAAAACUAUUAAAACUUGAUUUGUCUUCACUUCAAUCGGUCCGCCAUUUCGCCAAAGAGUUGUAUCAAUUGGAGUCCAAAGUGGAUAUUCUUAUCAAUAACGCCGGUGUUUAUGGUUGUCCUGAAUGGCAGACCACCGAUGGCUUUGAGAUGCAAAUGGGAACCAAUCAUUUGGGUCCAUUUCUACUGACCCUGACCCUAUUGCCACACAUAAAGAGAGCACCGGUAGCCCGUAUAGUGAACGUGUCGUCAAGUAUGCACGCGAUCGGGAAAAUCAAUUUCGAUAACAUAAACCUCCGGCAAAUACACGCCAACCCGGGCUUACGUACCGUUACGUGCUAUGUAUUAAAUCCCGGGGCCAUUAAGACUGAUUUGCAACGACACAGUAAUAUGAGUGAAGGCAUGAUGAACAUGAUGUUUAUAAAGCCAGAUAUGGGCGCUCAGACCACAUUGUAUUGUACGCUGCAGGAGGAACUGGAUCACGAGUCGGGAUUUUACUACAAACGUAAAGUAAAGACAGAUAAGAAACUGAAUGGACAGGUAGUUGUGGUGACCGGUGCUAACACUGGCAUCGGUAAGGAGACGGCGUACCAAAUGACGCUGAGGGAGGCCAAGGUAUAUAUCGGGUGUCGGGAUGUGAAGAAAGGAGAGACGGCUGUCAAAGAGAUACAAUCAAUGAAUCCAAAGGCAGACAUAAAACUAUUAAAACUUGAUUUGUCUUCACUUCAAUCGGUCCGCCAUUUCGCCAAAGAGUUGUCUCAAUUGGAGUCCANUCCAAAGGCAGACAUAAAACUAUUAAAACUUGAUUUGUCUUCACUUCAAUCGGUCCGCCAUUUCGCCAAAGAGUUGUCUCAAUUGGAGUCCAAAGUGGAUAUCCUUAUCAAUAACGCAGGGGUUAUGGCGUGUCCUGAAUGGCAGACUGAGGACGGCUUUGAGAUGCAGUUUGGGACCAAUCAUCUAGGUCACUUUCUGUUAACAUUACAUUUGGUGCCAUUACUGAAGAAGUCAUCGGCGGCUCGUAUUGUAAACGUGUCUUCGAGUGCCCAUAAGUUCGGAGAAAUCCAUUUAAAUAACAUAAACCUCCGAAACGGUGAUUAUCACCCAUUCUUGGCCUACGGACAGAGCAAACUCGCAAAUGUCUUAUUUAGCCGGGAGUUGGCUAAAAGAUUAAGACAUACCUACAUCAACACGUAUUCAUUAAAUCCCGGUGCCAUUGAUACUGAUUUACAAAGACAUGUUGAGAAAAGCGAUGACAAACCAAAAGGAAAGGGAUUUAUGAGGAGAAACCUAUUUAUGACACCUUUCAUGGGAUCCCAGACUACACUGUAUUGCGCUCUGGAGGAGGAUCUGGACGAUGAGACCGGAUAUUUCUAUGACAAUUGUCGGCGAAUUGAUUAUAUGAUAGCCGAAGCCAAUGACGACAAGACCGCCAAAGCUCUCUGGAUAUUGAGUGAAGACUUUGUCAAACUUGAAGAUCAUCUCAGGAUUUAAUUCAUUAACAUUUGGAAAUUAAGAUUUUCAAGAAAUAUUUACAAACAUA
Molecule: messenger RNA, 1773 nt
Organism: Oppiella nova
Lineage: Eukaryota; Metazoa; Arthropoda; Arachnida; Sarcoptiformes; Oppiidae
Source: the annotation of a GenBank genome assembly